Aspergillus japonicus CBS 114.51 is the source of this 1011-nucleotide messenger RNA. Its product is annotated as terpenoid synthase. The record is from RefSeq and is a predicted model, not a curated record. The transcript is spliced from 3 exons. NCBI's taxonomy places the organism in Eukaryota, Fungi, Ascomycota, Eurotiomycetes, Eurotiales, Aspergillaceae. Bases 1 to 1011 code for a protein of 336 amino acids. Gene Ontology annotation, molecular function: carbon-oxygen lyase activity, acting on phosphates.
AUGUUGAGUACUGCAGAAGAAAGUACCUUCGGGUACCACGGUCUCGAUAUCAACGGGCCGCCUGAAGUUGACAUCGUCAAGGGCCUGAUCAAGGACUUCCUCGAAGCCGCGCGCUUUGACCGGAAUACCCCGUCUUCGAAGGACACGGAACUCGAAGCGGCCGUCUGGAAAUACUUCAAAAGCCUGAACCUAGGCCAGAAGCUCGAAGCCGCCGUCCAGAAGGUGCUCAAGCUCUCCACCACCCUCACGCACCAGGCCUACACUUCCCUCGCCUUCGAGAACCAGGUCCUCUGCGCCGUCCAGUUCCUGUACAUGUUCCUCGUGGACGACGCAGCGCCGCUGUUCCUGAACGAGCUGCGGUGCUUCUGCCAGAACUUCACCCUGAACAACGACCACCACCACCCCCUCCUCCGCCACUUCGACGCGCACCUGCGCUACCUGGCCCGCUACUACGGCCCCUACUGCCACUCGACCAUCGUCAAAUCCCUCUUCGACUACGUCAACGGCCGCAUCAUCGAGCACGACAUGGAGCAGGCGAACUUCCAAUUCUCGCCCACCACCCGCCUGAUGCCCAUGUUCCUGCGCACGAAGGUCGGCGCCGCGGAGAUCCUGGUCUCGCUGCUCUGGCCGCAGCAGCAGUACCCGGAGGAAGCGUACCUGAUCCGGUACUUUCCCGCGGUGCAGGAGCUGGUCCUGUUUACGGAUUUCACGAACGACAUCCUCUCGUACUACAAGGAGUUUGUCGUCCACCAGGAGAAGGGCAAUUUUGUGGCGAACUUCGCCGAGGCGCAUGGGAUGUCCCAUUUGGAGGUGCUCCGCCGGUUGGUGGAUUAUGCUCCGCGGGUGAUCGGCAAUGUGUACGAGAUAUUCGCGGGCAAGGAGGAGCUGGUGCAGCCGGUGCGGGACUAUGUGAAUGGCUGGAUUAUGCUGUGCACGGCCCAGCGACGGUAUCACUUGGUGGAGUUGUUUGGGGACGAGGGGUUUCUUCCGCCCUAUGCUGAUGAGUCCUGA